This is a messenger RNA of Engraulis encrasicolus (European anchovy), 2270 nucleotides long. It is a transcript of the gene ubac2, whose product is annotated as UBA domain containing 2. NCBI's taxonomy places the organism in Eukaryota, Metazoa, Chordata, Actinopteri, Clupeiformes, Engraulidae. Gene Ontology annotation, molecular function: serine-type endopeptidase activity; protein binding. The transcript is spliced from 9 exons. The record is from RefSeq and is a predicted model, not a curated record. The coding region runs from base 128 to 1213 and encodes 361 amino acids.
UUUCCCACACUGGCUACAUUCUUCAACUUUUGUUUCAAGUUUUACAUUUGACGUUGUGCCUUGGUGGCUUUCUGCCUAUAUUGCAUUAUUUUUUCACUGUUACUGUAUCUGUGUGUCCGUCGGCAGAAUGUUCACGACCACGGGGUCACGGGGAAUGUAUAAAGCGCCCCUGUCCAAGAGUCUGCUGCUGGUGCCCUCUGCUCUGACCGUGCUGCUCACCCUGCUCCUCCCCCAGUACCAGGGCCUGUUCGAAUACAACCUGGACGCCAUCACAGACGACCACCAGGUGUGGAGGAUAGUGUGUGGGAGGGUCAUCUGUUUGGACCUGAAGGACACCUUCUGCAGCGGCCUCCUCAUCUACAACUUCCGAAUAUUCGAGAGGAGGUUCGGCUCCCGAAAGUUUGCCUCCUUCCUGCUGGGGACGUGGGUUCUCGGUGCGGUCGUCGACUUCCUGUUGGUCCAGGCCCUCCACUUCCUGUUUGAACUGGAGGUGGACAUGCUGCCCGCUGGCCUGCUGGGUCCAGUCUUCUCUCUCUUCGUGCCUUUCUUCAGCUCCAUCCCGCGGGUGCCCGUUACCCAGCUGCUGGGCCACAUCUCCAUCACCAACAAGUCACUCGUCUACAUCGUAGGGCUUCAGCUGCUGACCUCCAGUCCCUUCAUGUGGGUGAUCGCACUCAGUGGCCUGCUAUCGGGCGUACUGUACCAGUGUAACGUGCUGUGGGUGCGGCGCGUGCUGGCGGUGCCGGGGUGGCUGGGCCGGGCCGGGUCGCUGGUUCUGGAGCCCCUGCUGGAGGGCAGCGAGCCCACGGCGGAGGCCCCCCUGGGCAUGGGAGCCACGCUGGACGUCCAGCGCCAACAGAGGAUGGACCUCCUCGACCAGCAGAUGCUGCUCUCACAACUGUCUCAGCUACGCAGGAACAACGCAGCACAGCAACAACAGGGGGGUCUGCUAAACUGGAGCCGUCUCUUCCCGACGCUGCGGCAGCGAGGUCGUAACGCCGCCCCUCCCCCGCCCCCCGCGGCAGCCGGCCCCCAGGCCAGACGACCUGAACCCAUCAUCCCCUCCGCACCCCCCGCAGAAAACGCCCCCGUCACAGAGGAACAGGUUGCCAGGUUAAUGGAGAUGGGCUUCUCCAGAAUGGAUGCGCAGGAGGCCCUGAGGGCAUCCAACAACGACAUCAACAUGGCAACCAACUUCCUCCUCCAGCACUGAGGGAUUGUGGGUAAGGCUAGCUAGACAGGCAAGGAAGAAGAAAAGAGCCAGAAUGACUGAAAGAAAGUCAAGAGUGAAAGAAAGAAAGAAAGAUGCAAAGGAAGAUAGAAAAGAAAAGAAACAAAGGAAAGGAAGAGUCAGAAUGAAUGAGAGAAAGUAAAGUAAAAAACGUGUCUGUCAGAAAGACAGUGUAAUAAAUAAAUAAUAAAGAAUGUGUACGAAAGGGCAAACAAAGAAAAGAAAGAGAACAAACAAACAAACAAAGAAACAAAAGAAAGGAAGAAAUGAGUAAGUAAGUGGGAGGCCAGACACAGUUUAAAUUAAAAAAAGACAGAGGAAAGGAUGUGUGACCGGCCCUUAGUCAAGCGUGCUGCUACUACACAGGGGGGUAGGUACUGUAAGGCUGUAGCAGCUCAAACAUACAGCACAGGAGGCUCUGCUGGCUGCAAUAGGAGCCUGUGGAGAGGGCACCGUGAUGCUUCGCACUGGCACUGGAGCGCAGAGCAGUGCAGACGUGCAGCCGCUGCCAAAAGAAGAGGCUGCGCUCAAGGACGCCACCUGCUGGAAGCUGGAGGAAACGUCACAAAGCCAAGCAGCGCAAAAAAAAAACAGGGAGGGAAAACUUGAGAAAGCAGCGUUUCUCAGGGCUUGUGUUAUCUCUUGCGCAAUUUCUCCCCCUCUCUCUCAUACACACACGUUUUCCCAUGCGAGAUGCUUCUCUCAUCUUUGUAUCUCAGUUGAUUAGCUAUGGUAGGUCUAGACUGAAUACUGACAAAACAAUUUAAGGACUUUGUUUCCAUUACAAAAUUGGACACUUGCAGAAGAAAUAUGUGUGGACAGCAGCACUGUAAUGAAACCGGUGAUAUGUCAAGUGUUUUGUCCAUGGAAGAAGCUUAAAAGUGUUUAUUUUAUUUUUUAUUUUAUCUGAUGAACAGCAAAUGCAUUCAAUGUGAAGUCAAGCAUUUCUGUGUAGACAUUAAUUAUGUGUAUAUUUUGUGUAAUGUGUAUAUAGGAAAGAAAUAUGUCUCUAUGGAUUAAUUGAUUGAUUUGUACAAAC